This is a messenger RNA of Drosophila elegans, 2005 nucleotides long. Its product is annotated as CLIP domain-containing serine protease 2. Gene Ontology annotation, molecular function: serine-type endopeptidase activity. The transcript has 2 exons. Gene Ontology annotation, biological process: proteolysis. The record is from RefSeq and is a predicted model, not a curated record. Lineage: Eukaryota; Metazoa; Arthropoda; Insecta; Diptera; Drosophilidae. Bases 34 to 1740 code for a protein of 568 amino acids.
AGACCGUAGUAUUGUUUUCACCGCAAAACAAGAAUGCGUCUUCUACGCGGAGUGCUUUAUAUCCUGUGCCUUCUGCUGGCCACUUGCCAUGUCCUUGGACAGCAAUGCAGUGACUCAACAAUUCACAAAUGCGUUCCGCGUCAUACGUGCCGGUAUCAACUGGGCUAUCGAGCGCUAGAGGCAGGGAACUUCGGAUGUCAUUCCACCGAAAUCUGCUGUAAAAAUGAUAAUUUGCGUACUGACAAACAACUCGUUGUCGUUGAUGAGCCGGUCAACCCCAACUGCGGAUGGGUCAACAGCAGAGGAGUGACCUUCGUCAUGUCCGAUCUAGAAGGCAUGGCCCAGGAAGCCGAGUUGCCUUGGAUGGUGGCUCUUCUGAACGUAAAUCGCGAGUACCUGGCUGGCGGUGUCCUGAUCUCGCCAGAUGUGGUUGUAACAGCCAGACAUGUGACCGACAACCUAAACGCAAACCAGCUUAUUGUGCGGGCUGGCGAGUGGGACUUUAAAACGGACACUGAACAACUGCCGCAUGUUGACGCUGGCGUCAGGUUGAUUAUUCGUCAUCCUGGCUUCAUCAAAAACACCGGGGCCAAUAAUGUGGCCCUUCUGUUCCUUCAGGCACCUUUGAAGCUUGCCAGUAAUAUCAACCCAAUCUGCCUGCCGAAGUCGGAUAGGAACUUCGACUACACCCGCUGCAUCUUCAGUGGCUGGGGUAAGCAGUCCUUCCAGGACUAUGCACACAUGAACAUCAUGAAGAAGGUGGAGUUACCAGUGGUCCCCAGCGAUAGGUGUCAAUACGCACUUCGUCGAUACUACGGAAACGAGUGGGAGCUCGACAACAGCCUGAUGUGUGCAGGCGGAGAGCCUGGCAAGGAUUCUUGCAAGGGCGACGGUGGUUCUCCGCUGGCCUGUCCCCUGCUAAGCGAUCCCCAGCGCUAUGAGCUGGCCGGCAUUGUCAACUUUGGCGUAGAUUGCGGAAUUCAGGGCGUUCCGGGCGUUUAUACCAACGUGGCCAAAUUUCGCAAUUGGAUUAUCCAGGAGACCAACCGAGUUUCGAACGUUGGCGAACAGGAGCCGGUUUUUUACCCACCUCCCCAGCCCGAACUUUCCAUUCCGAAUAACAAUAAUAUCCCAGCAAUAUGGGCCACAGGCCAACAAGAACCAAACUUUGACAGGAAUGAAGGAAACAACCAAGGUCAGAGAGGAAUGGGCAACAACCAAGGUGGCUCCAAUUAUAACGGACCUAGUAUUAACAAUGAUUUUUCAAAUGGAGGUCAACCGCCUAUGCAGAAUCCACCUCAACGCAACGAUCCAGGCUUAAUCUGGUUUGAAGGAAAUAACCAGGGUCAGAGGGUAAGGGGCAACAACCAAGAUGGCUCCAAUAAUUACGUUCCUAGUUUUGACAAUGGUUUUACAAACGGAGCUCAACCGAAUUUUCAGAAUACCCCAACACAAUGGGCCGCUGGCCAACAAGAAAGGAACAGGAAUGAUCGAAACAACAAUUACAAUCCUAACUUUGACAAUGGUCUUUCAAAUGGUGGCCAAGUGAAUGUUCCUCAAUUUGGCGUCAACGAAAUUGGUCCGCAAAAUGUAAAUCCUGUCUGGAAUGGAAAUGACAGCCCCAUCAAGGCAGUUGUUCGCCCGGCCAUAAUCGAACCUAUCCAAACCAACAAUGAAGACGAUGAAGGCGCUGCUGAGUUAUUUUCAACAACACCGGACUACGACUUUAAGUUAAUGUAAAUGAAAAAAGAAAAAAGAAAAACAAUAACAACCAGCUUGAAAAAUGUAAUGUUUUUUUUUUGCCAACAUUUAAAAUACGACUAUAUUAGAAUGUGUUCCAUUAGUCAUUUGUUUUCAAGUAUAUUAUACAAUGCAAAUCUGAUUGAACUUUGCAACCGUAGUUGUUGAUAUCUCUUAUCUGUUUCUUUAGAAAAACAUUGAUUUCAGGCCAGGCAUAGAAAUAAUAAAAUUUAAAUAAAUAAAUAUUUUUUCGCUCCAGAAGAAA